AUGCAGACCAACGCGGAAAUUUCAGACAUGAAGGAGAGCUGCGGCGGAAACGAACACUUGGAGGGAAACUACAAAGUCAGCAAAACGACUAAUGGGAUAUAUAGCAAUGAGAUGAAUUACUACGAUGAGCAUUACGCGAACAUGAAGGGAGAAAAUGACGCACCGAGCAAUCCAACCCAGGAAUCGAACCACUCCUCAGAUGAAAAUUAUUACCCAAGCGGUAUGAACGAAAUGAAUAAAUACGAUUCUGCCAUGUUAGCGGAUAAAGAUGAUCAUGAAAAUGCUGCGAGCAAUGAGUAUGAUGUGGACGCCAUGGACAACGACAUGUUAGGGAACAGAGCAGAUAGCUAUGGAGCAAAGGCGUACGGUUGUGUCAUUCAAGACAAUGGUAAUAAUGUGGUUAGUAUGAAUGGGACUGUAUCGAAUCAGAGCAAACUGGUGACCCCCAAAAUGUUCGGCUACGGAUUAGGUAUGGGGAAUAGCCCCUUGGGCAACGUCGGCAUGGGCCAAAUGGGCGACGCAAAUCAAGCCGGCUUCAUCAACGGAGUGAGCGCCAUGAACACGAUGAGCUUUAUCGGCAACAUGGGCGGGAUUAGCGGCAUGAUCAGGAUGAACUGCAUGGCCGGAGAGAGCGCCACCAACCAGGGAGGCAACUUCGGAGGCGCCCAAGCAACGCACAACUUUGCCCCAAAUGAAAGUCAAAACUUCAUGAACAGCCACUUUUUAAGUAAGACCAAAAUGUACAGCGGGGGAAGUAACCCGAUGGAUGAUGCAAAUGUGGAGGGGAGUCACAUGGUGUCUAUGAAUCGACACAUGAAUAGUAACAGCGCGAAUGGGAUGAUCAGCACCAACUAUCAAACCUACGCACCGAUGUAUUAUGAGAGAAAUGUGGCUAGCCAGGAUAACAUGAAUAGCAAUGCCUACGAUGAGAGCGCAAAUUAUUUGGCAAACUACACACGAAACGGUAUGACCAUGCGGGAGGGGCUCCAAAACGAGUCGUUCAAAGAAAGCGAAGACGAAAUUAUGAACAACUCGGUGGAAGAUUAUUACGAGAAGGGCACUGAGCAGCGUGGCUAUCUGCAGCAAAGCGGCGAGGGCACUCCGGGGGGGGGCUACGUGCCCUACAACCCCUGCAGCAAUAGCAAUAGCAACAGCAACAACAACAGCAACAGCAGCAGCAACAGCAGCAGCAACAACAACAGCAACGUAAGCUGCAACCACAACGGAAACAACCGCAGCAAUAACAACUACGCCGUGUCUCCCUACAUGAAUAACGCCGAUGGUGGCAGCUAUGCAUACGAGGUGGAUGCCAACAGCGGGCUCUACAUGAACAGACACAAUGGGAACCUGUGUGACACCUACGUGAGUGUCAUGAGCGGCAUGGGCAGCAGCGUUGGCGGUGGGAACUUUAGCGGUGGAAAUUUCAACGGUGGGAAUUUUAGCGGUGGAAAUUUCAACGGUGGAAAUUUUAGCGGUGGGAACUUCAACGGUGGGAACUUGAGCGGUGGGAACUUGAGCGGUGGGAACUUGAGCGGUGGGAACUUGAGCGGUGGGAACUUGAGCGGUGGGAACUUGAGCGGUGGGAACUUGAGCGGUGGGAACUGCAGCGGUGGGAACUGCAGCGGUGGCCACUCGAACGGCAUCGCCGUCAACUGCAGCAACUCGAGCAGCAACCAGAUCAAGGGCAUGAGCAAGGCAGGCGGGAGCGGCUGCGAGGGGAUGAACACUAACUCGACGGUCAGCCAGGACACCACGUUCCCGGUUAACUAUGAGGAGGAUGAAAACGACGAGGAAAAUGUUGCUCCCGAGGAAGGUGCGAACGGUGGCGCGAACAGCGGGGGGAUUAGCGGCGAGAACAACCGAGUUAAUGGCGGCAACGACGGGCGUGGGCUGGUGUGCGCGGCGGACGAGGGCUUCCCCAAGUACGCGGACAACAAGGGCCUCGUACACAUCAUGGGCGCCACGUUCGACGCAGCAGAGCAUGACCACGCAGAGCACGCCGAUUCGAUGUUCAACCCCAACAGACUGAACCCCUUCAGUUACAACCAGUUCUCCAGCCUAGGCAGCAGCUACAGCAGAAGGAGCAGCACAACGAAUUCUAUGAACCUCUCCAGUAUGAACGACUUCGAUAACUCCCCUUCGUAUUCCAAUUGCCACAAUAUGGUCAUGCUGAAACAGGAGCAGAAUGUGAAGCACAUGGUUGAGAAUGGAAAGAACCCGUAUUUAGAACCCACCACCAAUGGGUACACGAACCUCAGACCUAGCGCUAGCUACAGCCGGGCUAUAGUGGACUGUAGAGUAAAUGGAAUGAAAAUGAAAAAUGUGGAUUUCAAGAUGGAGGUGAAGGGCAACGACGAAGCGGAUAUGGGUGGCAGCAGAGAGGGCAUAAUGGCUAGCAGCAGAGACGGCAUACUGAGUGGACGUGGCCGGAUCGGCAACGGCACGAACAGUAGCAGCGAAAUGGAGCAGGUGAACCACAAGCCGAGGGAGAAGUUCUCCAUGUACGUAACGAACGAAGAAGGAGAAUUCAAAAAUGUCAGCUGUGGAAAUGAGCAGGCUAGCUAUGCGGAAAUGGCGAACGGAAAUGGGGAGGACAUGGCUGAGUACAACCGGGAGGCAGAGUACAACCAGGGGGCUGAGUACAACCGGGAGGCUGGGUACAACCAAGAGACAAAGUACAACAUGAACGAGUCCUACGAUGCUAGCCUGUACAACGGUAAGGAGGUAGACUCCCACAUGGACAACGACAUGAGCCGCGAGAUCGAUUCCAACGUUCAGAUGAAUACCUCAGAAGGGUACUCUAACGAAUUAGCGGAUAACGUGCAGAUGAGAAAUGUAGGCACUUACGAAGGGAUGCGUAGCAUGAAUGGGGAUAAUCGGCACGUGAUGUACAAGGUUGAACAGAAUGUCAAGCUGAACGGAGGAGGAAUGUCCAAUUCGGUGGACCACCUGCGAGCAGAGAACUACCAGAAGUGUAAAAACUACAUGGGAAAGACGAGCAUUUCCCAGAUGUAUAACCCUAACGAGGAAAUGAAUAACUCCAACAAUUGGGCUGCUUACCAUAUGAGGAAUUCGGCGUCGAAAAAUUCGUACUUUUUGAUGCCAAAUGGGAACAACCAGCCCAGUAGUGACCUCUCCAAUGGGAUGAGUUACGAUGGGGGGAAUGCUAAUGGGAUGUCCACGGAGGAGGGCGUCCGUCCUACUGGUACAAGCGGAGUUGCGACUACAGCGGCGGCCGCUUCUGCAACCGCGGCCUCCGUGGCCUCCGUGAUGGAAUAUAGAAACAACAUGAACUACUUCGAAAACGUGAACAAGAGCAUCAUGCGGAGCGAAAACGGGUACGAUUAUGUGAAUCCUCAGGCAGCUUCCCACAGCAGCUACACCCACCAGUGGAUACACCGCAUGAAGGGCUACGCCUCUGAAGAGAAGAUCCAAGUGCCUAUGAACAUGAACGGAGGUUACAACACCAUGAGCGGUAGUAACUAUCUAAUGCAGCAUGCGAGUAAUCACGGUGAGAAGUCCAUUAUUCGUGGGUACAGCAGUGUGUACAACACGUUAUUGUCGGUGAAAAAUGGGGAUGGGGGCACUCAUGCCAGCGGCAACGGUGUGGGUAGUAACCUCAACAGGGAGAAUGACACCGUAGGUGGACCGUGCGAUAUGAACAACAUGCGCAUGCAGAAUGGUCACCAUAGUGGUAACAUCUUAAACAGCAUAGACCCCCAGAAUGGCCAAAACGAUUUGAACACGCUGAAUAGCCUCAUGGCCAUGAAUGGUGAGACGCCCCUAAAUCAUCUGAACAUGCUGGUCAUACCAAAGAUUAAGGGAGUCCGUUUUGACAAAUCGGGGAGAAGAUGGGUGGCUAGCUGGAGCCAAAAUGGAAACCAAAAGAGGCAGUACUUUCCUGUGAAGAAAUUUGGCCAAACGCAGGCCAAAUAUAUGGCCAUUUUUGCCCGGAUAAGGGCCGUCAAGUGCAUGCAGAAGAAGCCCCACGGCGCGGCGGAGAAUAAGCGCAGUCAGUGCAGGAAGGGCGCGAUGAAGGAUAAAGCGAAGGCCGAGUUGAACGAAGAGGGCAAUGAGUACUACGACGAGAGUAAUGAGAACGAGGAGGACGCAGAUGGGGAUGGAGAGGCGGAUGGCGACGGGGAUGGAGAGGCGGAUGGCGACGGGGAUGCCGAUGCAGAUGCAAAUGGAGAUGUUGAUGCCAAUGGCGAUGUCGAUGGCCAUGUUCAUGUCAAUGCCCAUGGCGAGAGGGAACUCGUCGUCGAGGGGGCCAUCAGAUAUGGAGAGAACACCCGCGCCGACCAAAGCGGGGCAUUCUACAACCGAGGUGUGACGAACGCAGCCCCAAACGAAUGGGGGGAUGAAUCUGCGCUGAAAAACUACUACGGGUACCCAGAUGGGCCAUGUAGCGUGACGCACAACGGCAUGCCCAUUAACAACAACGAUGGUACAGACGAUUCAAGGGUGUGUAAUUUUCAGCCCUAUGCGCCUGUGAGUUUGUCCGCGAAAGGUUUGGAUGAAGAGCGGGGCGGAGCGGGAAAUGUGUGUAAUAGUGAGGAGGUCCAAGAGGAGGAGUUGGGUGAAGGAGACCCGAACCAUGCGUACAGAGCGACGGGCCGCGGCAUCAGCAGCAGCGGUAGUAGGGCAAACGGGGCCCAAAUGGCUCGCGACGACCCCUAUUGCGAAUCAUCCUGCGUAGGGGAAGCGGGAGAUCAAGAGCUGCAAAUGGUGAAGGAAAAGGAUGAACUGGAUGGCCAGCAAGUGAUGUCCUCCUUUCAGGUGCAUCUCGGAGGAGACGCAAAUGGGGACGAAUUGGCUUCCCCCCAGAUGGCAGUGUCGGAGUGGGUACAGUCAGAUGAUGGGAAUUUUGGGGUGUGCCCAGAAAGUGCCUUUUUGAGGGGAGCAGACCGCGAGGAAGGAGAGCCCAAAGGGAGAGAGGGCGAAGAAAAUAACGGAAACGCUGCAAAUGGAGAAGGUGCCAAUGGAGAUUCCUUCUUAGGUGGUGCCCAGCAUGGUGGCGAAGACCCGCACGAGGCGUCCGAAAGGGAGAAAAUGAACAAAAUUGAUGAGGAUGGAAACGCGGCGAACACAACCAGCGUAAACCCCAGAAGUGGUGAUGACCCAUUUUGUGAAUAUAAGAUGGCGGAAGAGGGGAGGCAUGCACCAGCUGGUUCGGAGGAGGUCAUAGGGAGGUGUGAACUGAACGGCGCGAUGCGAGAUGGUCUACUGGCCUGGGGGGCAUGUCACGAAGGUGGAGAAGCUAACCAGUGGGCGGAAGGCCACCAGGAAGGCAACCUUGAGGCGGCAAACUGUGAGGAUUCCAUCCGGGAAGAUCACAACCGCGAAGGUGCCUCCCCGGAGGAUCACAACCGAGGGGAGACUGGCCGAGGAAGUCCCCACGCGGACGACACGGAGGGACAACAAACGGACGGCGAGGACGCGACUGCAGGCGGAGAAAUCCCCCAUGGCGACGCCCCCAGCGAGGGGAACACCAGCGACGACUCCGAAACGGACGGCGAAUCCCCAAACGAAGUGAAACAUGCAAUGAAGCACGACCGUCUUGCACAGAAACAGCCACAAACGCACGGGAAGGAAAACCAGGUCAUUUUAAUGAACGUAAAUCUGAUCGAAGUGAAAGGACUAGUAGACGUAGAAAAGGCAAAGGAACACGGCAACAAUGUAGACGACAAUUUGAGGAAUCUCAUUCUGCUGGUGGAAAGGCUGAAGAGGAGAAAGGUUAAAGUGUUUAGAGAUGCAGAUGACCGGUUCGUACUGACCCUAAGCAGAGAAAUGACCGAACGGAUGACCACUCCGUUGGAUGAACUUAACAAGCUGAACGAAAAUGAAAAGGUUAUGCUCUUCGUGCAGCUGAAGGAGUACUACCUUAGGGAGGCCAACCGAAUUUGCCAUAGGAAGAAGAUCUCCCUCGGAAAGCGUAAAAAUGGAAAGAAGGAAGAAGCAGAUGAUGAACUGCGUAACGAUAAGGCACAGCUUCAAAUUGAAGAGGGGAACGACUCGUGCUCUGGAUCCCAUCUGCAAUGUCCCUGCAAAGUGGAUGACAAAAAUGAGGAUGUGCUUAGCGUACGGGAAGGAAAAAGGAACGGUUUUAGGAAACGAAACAACAAUGGUGAGUUGAUGCACCAGAGUGGAAGUGCCGAACCUGAUGAAGAAAUGAGCCAUAGUAGUAGCCGCGUGAAUUGUAAAAAGGGCGCUCAAGUGUGUAGCAAGAAUGGUGACGUUGCGGAAGAUGCAGGCUGUGGCAUCAGCGUGUUGUUUAGCGGCAAGUCUAACAGCGCAUCAGGUGAUUAUGCCAAUUUUGCCCAUUCUGAGAACCCCCCAUUUGACAGGAUCUUUGAGGUGAAUGAAAGAAUUGAGGACGAGCAGUGCGUUGGUGGAAGUGCAUCCGAUGGCGUGUCGAAUGUGAAAAGAUUUAAAAGGCAAAAAGGUGCGGCAUGUUCGGACGUACUCCCCAAAAUGGACGCGUCGACCCACUCGGUCGGGCUAGGAUGUUAUGAUCAAUUGGGCGAAGAAAGUGCCUUGGGUAACACCAUGGAUGUGCGGAACUGCGAAGUUAGCUGCGAAGUUAGCGGCGAAGUUAGCGGCGAAGUUAGCGGCGAAGUUAGCGGCGAGGGGGGUUGCGGUACCGACUUGGAGAUAUUAAACGGGGAGCUGCACGAGAUGUACAAACAGACCACUGAGGAGUCGUACGAGCAGACCACCGAGGAGGCUCACGACAAGACUGAUGUGUCCACGCUGAAUGAGAACGGAUCGACCAAUCACAUGAGCAGAUACCAUGGCAGUGAUGACACCAUGUUCCUUCGUGACGAUGCGGAUGGGGCAACCUCUUCCGGGGUUGCUACAUUCGAGGGGGAUGAUGCUUCUGCUGGUCCAACCGGCAACCAACAAAUCUCUGACAUUUCAGACGAAGUGCACCGAAAUGGAGAGCACACAGAUUGGAGCGGUGAUGAACUCCCAGGCAGCACGUGCAGUAGCGGCACAGAUGAGCAAACCGGCGUGGAGGAUCCUCUCUGUUUGAGGAAUCAUCUGAUCGCGUCGCACAGCUAUGAGGGCAGCAACCCGUUUAGCGAAUCUGGAGACCAUUUUGAAGAACUUCCCCUUGAGAGAGUCCCUCAGAAUGGUCAUGUUUUACCUGAACGGUUAAGAAGCAAUCUGAACAGGGUUGCAACAAGUGGGGCCAGCUUCACUCCAUUUGAUAACGGCCGUGUGUUUUGGGAGAACGACCUAUCGCAGCACUGGCUCGAUGGGGGGGAUGCGCUCCAACAUGAUCCAUUCCAAGGGGAUGCGCUCCAACAUGAUCCGUUCCAAGGGGAUCCACUCCAGAUGAGUGAGGCCUGUGGGGAAAGCCACCUGCACAAUAGCAGAGCAGUAGCAACGAACAACAUGUGUGCCCCUUCCAGUGGCUACAAUUCGGUUCACAUGAGAGGACGUUUGCAUGAGGCCCAUUACGCAGGCGGAAAUGGCGAGCUGUGCAAUGGUACGCACAGUUCAAGGCAUACAGAUGAUGUGUCUAACGAUGUGGUUGUAGAUGCCUUGUCGGGUGAUGCUCCCCCAUCUCCUGUCAAUUGGAGUUACCUUCCGAACGAGCAUGCGGUAGCAGAAGGUGGCGAAGAUAAUGGGGUGCGCCAAACGGAGAGUGCUUAUCCGAAUGGCAGCGUGAACAUGGGCAGGGAGUUGCACUGAAAUGGACGUUUGAGCGGAUGCGAUGGGCGAGAUGGGCACUUUCUGCACUCAGCCCCCUCCCGAAUUUAUUCCCUCAUUCGUAUCCUGCAUGCACUCUUUUACCACCCGUGGCUAUUCCCCUUUUUUUUUCUUUUUUUAUUAUACUUUUUUUAUACUUUUUUUUUUUUUGCAAAAAGUAACAGCACUUAUCGCUUCCUUAAUCAUCCACACAUUCCCCCCGUGGUGGAUUUUUUUUUUAAUUUUUUUUCGUUUUCUACGUUUCCA
Messenger RNA from Plasmodium vivax (malaria parasite P. vivax), 7965 nucleotides. RefSeq lists its product as hypothetical. The coding region runs from base 1 to 7701 and encodes 2566 amino acids. Gene Ontology annotation, biological process: regulation of DNA-templated transcription. The transcript has a single exon. The record is from RefSeq and is a predicted model, not a curated record. Gene Ontology annotation, molecular function: DNA-binding transcription factor activity. NCBI's taxonomy places the organism in Eukaryota, Apicomplexa, Aconoidasida, Haemosporida, Plasmodiidae.